AUGAGUGUUGUUCCAUAUGCAUAUGAAUGUUAUAAGUCUAGCGUACUUCAAUAUAAAGAAUAUACUCUCAGAAUUACUGAUAAUGCUUUAGUCAUACAUAAAGAAGGUGCUGAUGAAGACAUUACCAUCGGUCCUGGUAUAUUACCUAUCGAGCAACCAGAUGGUACAAUUGUUGAAACAGACUUAAAUCAAUACCUUCAAGCGUUACAGAAUCGUGUGACAAAAGUAGAGAAUAAUUACUUAGAUGCUCCAUUCUUCACAACUGAUAGAGAUUAUAUGUUUUCAUGUAUGGCGAGUAAUGGUUUGCAAGAAACUCGUGAGGUAAAUAUUAAUGAAGCAUUAGAGACUAUAAUAUAUCAUGUUAAACGGUUAUUAUCGAUUGACCAUGGAGUUCAUUUUGACCCAAGGUCUACACUGUUCAAUAUACCAAUGAUUGAAAACAGUCAAUUAACAUUUAAAGAAGAUACAUUGUAUAAUGCUUUAAACGCAGCAUUUGCUUAUAUAUUAGGUCAUGAACAAGUACAAAAUAGUGGUAUUGCAAUAUACUUAGAUAAAGUUAUGUUAAAGAAACCAUUGACAUUCACAGAAGAUGGUCCAAAAGCAACUGGUAUUGUUGGUGAUGGAACAUUAUUGACGAAAGAAUACUUAG
Molecule: messenger RNA, 649 nt
Organism: Trichomonas vaginalis G3
Lineage: Eukaryota; Parabasalia; Trichomonadida; Trichomonadidae
Product: keratin-associated protein family
Exons: 1
Source: RefSeq, a predicted model, not a curated record